UCAAGUGAACAAUGCUGCCGACCUGGUUAACUGUGGAGUAUCUGGAGCCCAAGCUGAGGGCUUACUGCAAGGAUGAUCAGUUGAAGGUCCUCAAGAUCUGGGCCAAGCCAGCGACUGGUAAGGGCCAGAACUAUGUUGGCAUUAUGACCCGCAUCUACGUGGACUAUCAGCAGGGAGAUGGAAUUGUUCAGAAGAAGACCUAUAUAGUCAAGCAAGCCUGUUCCCCGGAUGUUCCUCAGGCAGCCGUGUUCUUCGAGUACGAUGUGUACAACCGUGAGAUGGACAUGUAUGAAUUCCUCCUCCCGAAGAUGAAGGAGCUGCUCCAGGAAGCUGGCAUUAGUGGAAAGCUUACGGCAGAUGCCAUUGCUGUGGAUCGGGAAUAUAGCACCAUGAUACUGGAAGAUCUGGCGGAGUACAAAUACAUUAACGCAGAUCGAGUGAAGCAACUGGAACUGGCUCAUACCAAGUUGACUUUGGACUUGCUGGCCAAGUUCCAUGCCGCAUCCAUAAUCCUCAAACAGCGCCAUCCGGAACUCCUUACCCAGUGUUUCUUUACUCACUUCUUUUCGCGUGGAAAAAGGGGUUACACUGAAGUUUUCACCGGCUUGUUUAGGGCUUUCUUAAGUUUUAUAAAUGGUCAACCAGAAUUGAAGAAAAGCUAUGGCCAGAAAUUGGAGAAAUUACACAGCCAAAUAAUGGAAAUUGGAGCCAAGAUAUUUGAGGUGGGUGAACAGGACCUGCAGACACUGAACCACGGUGAUUGCUGGACCACCAAUAUAAUGUUCCAGUACGAUGAUGCGGGUAAGCCCGAGACAGCCGUGGCUAUAGAUUUUCAGUUUAGCAACUACACCUCCCCUGCCAUCGAUUUGCAUUACUUCUUCACCACCUCACUGAGGGAAGAAGUUCAGGAUUUGGAAUCGCAACUCAUUGUGGAUUAUUACAAUGCCCUUAAAGCAAGCCUGGAAAAACUUUCUUAUAAAGGAAUCUUUCCCAGCUUUAAGGAGUUCCAACAGCAGUUCGAUAGUCGUCGAUUUAUGAGUCUGUUGUCACACCUCUUUAAACCUGUUAUCAUUUACAAUGGCAGUGAAGUGACUUCUGACUUUUCAAGUCUGUAUAAAGAUACCGAAGAGGGACUUCGGUUCCAGAAAGCAAUACAUGACAGUGAACUGGUGAUCAGAAGUACAACCAGAUUGUUGGCAAUACUUGAAGAUAAGGGUGUCUUGGAUCUCUAGUUAAAAUAUAAAAACUACCUUACCUAUAACCAUAUUUUGUGGCAAAUAAUGCAGAAAGCACUUUCAUCUUUUCGCAUAAUUUAUUCUCGUUACUCCCCUUCGCUUUCAUAAAAUAAAUC
Molecule: messenger RNA, 1351 nt
Organism: Drosophila eugracilis
Lineage: Eukaryota; Metazoa; Arthropoda; Insecta; Diptera; Drosophilidae
Exons: 2
Coding region: 12-1232 (406 amino acids)
Source: RefSeq, a predicted model, not a curated record